AUGACUUCCAAUCUUUGGAACUUAGGUACAAUUGCGUUGUCAAGUGGAAAAAACCUAUAUGAAGACCGUCGUCGGAUUUGCCUGAACGAUACUCAACAGUAUGAUGUUAUACGCGCUCACUUUGAGUCAAUAGCGACGACUGCCGCACCGAUGCUACUACUGGAGAGCUUCACAAUGGGCUCCAUAAUAGCUUGUGUCUCUCUUGCAUCAUUCCUGCUCUGGCUCAGGCCGCACUGCUUCCCGCGUGUGCCUUCCAAGUCGAUACUCUGGGGCCUGCUUGUCAUGAGUCUCGUACACUGGGCGCUUUCACUACACCAGUUUGAAUCGGCUAUUACAAACCGGUCUCUGAGAUUUGCGUUCAGCAGGUCGAGUCUCGACUGGUUUUACCCCUAUGAUUACAUCAACGCUUGGCGGGUUUUUCUGCCUCUUGUGACAGAAACCACAUUGUUUGGUUUCGUCACAAUUCUGUUCCUGACAUCAGUGUAUACAUGUUUUUGGCCAAUGCGAUCUCAAUGGCGCUCGUACUUUCAACUGAUCAUACCCGCCACAGCAACGGUGAUGUAUGUCCAGUCCUUAAUCCAUUGGGUCAUCUCUAUCCGGUUCUACGUCCUGGAAACAACGUACCUCAUCCAACUCGAAGACUUGACUCCAUUGAUCAUCUGGAAACUCUACGUGGCUCUCUUGACACUAUUUUCGCUCAAUGUGGUCCUGAGUGACGCCGUCGUGAUGUGGCGCAUGUGCGUUGUGUGGGACAGAACACGCCCGGCCAUCGCCCUAAGUGGAGUAUUCCUGGGCACGACGUUGGCACUCAACAUAGCAAAUAUCGUUUUAAGAACUAGCAGAUUACUCGAUGACGCCAGGGAGGAAGUUCAAACGAACCUCAACGCCUCAGAGACCAUAUCAAUAUACGGCAAAAACUAUGUCGGUCUCGCCGCGAUGUUCUUGUCUUUGGCGAGUAAUCUUCUCGCCACCGUCUUAGUGGCGACCAAAGCCUGGUUAUAUAGGAGGCAGGUCUCGCUUCACCUCCGCUCUGCCGGUCAUCGUCGCACGCUGGUAGAACGCGUCAUGGUGCUUCUCGUAGAGUCCGGUGUGGUCUACACCGCCAUAUGGCUCAUAUAUUGCGUCAGCUUCUUCCGGACAAUUGACCGGUUCGUCUUCGACGCCGACGACAACUCUUAUUUCAGCCCUGGUGCCAGCAUAAUCACUGCCGUUUCCCACCUGGAUGCUGCUAUGGCUCAAAUCACUACCAUCUAUCCGUUGGCGACUUUGUAUGGGGACAACGUGCAGACUAGGGAGAGGGACUACGCCGUCACUGUCACUUUCGAGGUUGACGUCGAACGCAGCACUGCAGCUGCACAGCCUGAGGGUUCGAAACCCGCGCAGCCGAUCGUACCUCCUCACAGUAAGGACGACAACAGACCUGCGAUCAACGAAGCCAAGCAUUCCGAGUCCGAGUCCGGGGAGGUGACGGUUUCCGACUGGGUUUGA
Peniophora sp. CBMAI 1063 is the source of this 1488-nucleotide messenger RNA. Lineage: Eukaryota; Fungi; Basidiomycota; Agaricomycetes; Russulales; Peniophoraceae. The record is from the annotation of a GenBank genome assembly.